UGUGAGGAAGCAAAAGCAUGCAAUAAAUAACCAAAACACUAAUAGAGCCUAGAAUUAGAGGGUGAUUUUCUGGUAGUCUUGUCCGAAGAAGCUGAGUGAUGGCGACUAGUGAAGAUGAAGAGAAGCAGAACGUAGCAGAUCUCAGCAAAACCCUAAAAGAAGGAGAAAGGAUUCUCGCCCCGACCCGACGACCCGAUGGGACCCUCCGAAAGCCUAUUCGCAUCAGAGCCGGCUAUGUCCCUCAAGAAGAAGUCGCUAUUUAUCAACCCAAACCUGCCCUCUUGAGAAAGGAGUUGGCUUCACACGCUGGUCCUCCAGGUUAUGACCCUGAAUUGGAUCCAAAACCAAAAACCAAAGCGGUUAAGAGGAAUGAAAGAAAGAAGGAGAAGCGGCUUCAGGCUUCUCUUGAAAAGGAAAAGAGCUCAGAACCAAGUGUAGCUGAAGAUAGUCAAAGCCAAGAAGCAGAAAUAGUCGAGAGUUCAGAUCACACAUCAGAAUCUGUCCAUUCAUUAGCCUCUCAAAUGAAUGAACUGGCUGUUUCUGGAAAUUCCUCCAUUGUUACUCCUGAUGCCGACUCUGUCGAAGGUUCAGAGCCAAUUGGGUCAGGUCAAGAUAUAGAAAAAAGAAUUCGAGCACUGAAAAAGAAGAUUCGACUUACAGAAGCCCUACAGCAGAAAACCGCAGGGCAAGAUAUGAAGCCAGAGCAGUUAGAGAAGCUAGCAAAACUGGAAGAUUGGCGUAAGGAGCUAAAACUAUUGGAGGAUAAAAAGGCUGAAGCACCGGCAGCAUGAAUAAAGCUUUAGAAUUAGCAUGAUAAGAAUGUCUAGUUCUUGAUGAUGCUUUGUUGACAGGAUAUGGACUCAACCAGUAAAUCUACCGAAAAUUUUCUUUUCAUAAUCUCAUUUUUGCAUGCAUUUCGUCGGAAUAUUUUAGUAAAUAUCCUAUUGUACUGAAGAAAAAGUUGAUAACUGAGCUUUAUGAUUACUUCAAAAUUUUGAAUACUUA
Molecule: messenger RNA, 1005 nt
Organism: Gastrolobium bilobum
Lineage: Eukaryota; Viridiplantae; Streptophyta; Magnoliopsida; Fabales; Fabaceae
Product: partner of Y14 and mago
Exons: 4
Coding region: 99-791 (230 amino acids)
Biological process (GO): exon-exon junction complex disassembly
Cellular component (GO): cytoplasm; exon-exon junction complex
Molecular function (GO): RNA binding
Source: RefSeq, a predicted model, not a curated record